AUGGAGAGGACAAUCAAGCAGGCAGAGGAAUUAUACGGUGACAUCAAGGAUGUCCGUGACGAGUUGAAUAUCCUCAAAUCGGUCGCACAAUACCAGGAAACUGUGCAAAUGAGAUUGAGAAACUGCCAGAAGAAGACUACCGAUCUUUCCGCGGCCUAUAUUGUGAACAACGUUAAAGAGCUGGAUGUUGUUGCCGACAGAAUACAAUCAGCGCAAAACGAAAUUGCAAACCGCCAAGCAACGCUAGCAGGCGAGCAAUCAAAGGUCCUUAUGGUCUUCACUUUUGCGACCUUGCUCUUCACGCCUAACUGGGCAUUCUUUGUAAUAUGGCUCGUUGCCUUCUUCUGGGAGAAGAUCGAAGAGUCUGUCAUUGCCGUCAAAGAGUCUACCAUGGUUUCUGUCCUCAGAGCACUUGUCUGCUUCUUCUGGGGGAACAUCAAAGAGUACGGGAAAAAGCACGCCUAUAUGACGCAUGACUUGAGCAGCCGUCUGUGGCGGCAAGACAACGGGCAGCGGGAAACGGACGACCUGCGAGAGGCGAGCAACUUUGACGACUGGGAGCUGCUGAAGGUGAAGUCUCCGUAG
Messenger RNA from Colletotrichum fioriniae, 585 nucleotides. Lineage: Eukaryota; Fungi; Ascomycota; Sordariomycetes; Glomerellales; Glomerellaceae. The record is from RefSeq and is a predicted model, not a curated record.